Messenger RNA from Manihot esculenta (cassava), 1471 nucleotides. RefSeq lists its product as uncharacterized. Gene Ontology annotation, cellular component: plasmodesma. Gene Ontology annotation, biological process: protein folding. Bases 260 to 1384 code for a protein of 374 amino acids. The transcript is spliced from 2 exons. Gene Ontology annotation, molecular function: protein-folding chaperone binding. The record is from RefSeq and is a predicted model, not a curated record. NCBI's taxonomy places the organism in Eukaryota, Viridiplantae, Streptophyta, Magnoliopsida, Malpighiales, Euphorbiaceae.
UUGAGCGGAGAAAACCCAAAUCCGACCCAUGACUCAACGAACCGCGCGCCAAUAGAAGAUUCGAAAGUUUUCUAGAACCCACAGAAACCCAAAUCUCUCUCCUUGAAUCUUCUGGAACUUCCUAGUCAUCUCUCCAUCUUCGGAUCACAAAUUCAGAAAUCCUCCCUAUAUAAAUGCUUCGCAAUUCCCCAAACGCCACAUCAUUAUUCAUUACAACGCAAAAACUCAAAGCAAACCAGAAUCAGAUUUCUUUUCAAUCAUGGAUGAUCCCUUCUUCAGCAGGAGCCACUUCAGUUACCCAUCUCCCCCUCGCUAUUAUUACCCCGCCGUUAGACAAAUACCUGUGAGCCGCCAAACGACGCCUGUUCAGAAGGUGGUGCAAAUUCCCGUCCGUUAUGUCGAUUCCGCGCCUAGCAGAAUGGAUUCUGUUGUUAAGAUCCAGAAGGUGUUUAGGGGAUUUUUGGUCAGAAAAAGUGUUAAGAAGAUUGCUGGCAUUAAGAGGGAGGUUGAUGAGAUAGAGAAGAGGAUUUCGAUGAAGAACACUGUGGAGCUGAUUCGGAGGGAUUCGAAGGAGCGGUUGAAGGUUAAUGAGACGCUUAUGAAUUUGUUGUUGAGGUUGGAUUCUGUGCCGGGUGUGGAUUCUGGUGUUAGGGAUUGUAGGAGGGCUGUGAUAAAAAGGGCGAUUAGGUUGCAGGAGAUGAUUGAUGCUAUUGUUGCCGGUGAUCAGGAAUUGGAAGUUGAUGAUUUGGCCAAGAAUGGCGAAGAAGAUACCGAUCAAAACUCAGAAACCCAUGAUAGGGCCCCUGACGUUGAAGCUAAUGUUGGUGAAUCGGAGAAGAUGCCUGAAAAAUUGCAAAACCCAGAACGACAGGAGUCUAAAACGGGUCGUGAAAGCAUGGGAGAUGUGGAAUUGGCUGAAGUUGAAGUUGGAGAAGAUGGAAAUGCUGAACAUGACGUGUCAGGAGCAGGGAGUGAAUAUGCAGAAAGUGUGGAUUUAAGUCGUGAAGAAAGCCAAGUGGAUUCCUCUGCCAACCCAGAAGAUGAUUCUUUUGAAAGCCAUGAAAAUACUCUAGCUGAUCAGAAGGAAACAGAACAUGAGAAAGAUCAAUCUUGUGGGGACAAAAAGGAGGUGAGCACAAAGAGCAAAGAACUUCUGGAGAGGAUGAUGGAAGACAAUAAAAAAAUGAUGGGGUUAAUGUCGGAAUUGUUCGAGAGAAAUGAGAUGCAAACGAGGUUGCUGAGCUCGUUGUCACAUAGGGUUGAGCAGCUGGAAAGGGCUUUAAUGUGUGAAAGAUCUAAGAGGAAGAAGAAGAGGAGGAAUACAGGUGGAGUAGUGGAUUGUUUGGAAUCAACAGAAGAUGCUAAGAAAUGUGGAAAGAGAUAGUGAAUCUUUUAAAGUAAAAUUGACGUAUGGAUUUUGGGUUUGUUUCUGUGAGUUGAUAUGAAUUUGGAUUCUUUCUGUUUCUUUCAA